CCAAAGAAACGCGCGAAGUCUGCGAACAAGUGCCCUACCAGGCCGCCGCAACCUGCUACCGCGACGUGGCCGUCAAAGAGGCGUACCCCUGCGACAAGGUCGAGACCCGGCAGGUCUGCAAGGCCGUGCCCGUGCAAGUCCCCGACACCUGCACGCGCACCGUCUCGCAGAAGGAGGCGUACCCGUGUCCGCAGACGCAGCUGAAGACGGAGUGCUUCGACGUGCCCAAGACGUGCAUGCGGACGGAGACGACGGUGCAGAGUUUCUCCUGCGGGAAGGAGGAGUGCAGGAUGGUGCCGAAGGAGGUGCCUGCCAGCUGCACGCGCCAGGUGCAGCAGCAGCAGCCGUACCCCUGCAGCAAGACGCGCCAGGAAAGGGUUUGCCAGCAGGUGCCCUUCCAGGUCUCCAAGACUUGCUUCCGCGAGGAGGUGGUGCAGGAGAGCUACUCGUGUCCGCGGACGGAGUUCAAGCAGCAGUGCAGAAGCGUGCCGCAGUCCGUGAUGGAGGUUUGCCAGAAAACCGUCAUGGUCAGCGAGGAGUACAAGUGCAGCAAGACGCAGCUGCAGCAGCAGUGCGAGCAGGUGCCCUUCGAAGUCCCCGACACUUGCUUCGAAACUGUGGAGGCCAAGAAGCCCUACAAGUGCAAAAAGACGGAAAUGCGCCAGCAGUGCCGCAGGGUCCCCGUCCAAGUCCCCAGCACUUGCACCAAAACGGUCAUGGUCAAGGAGGCCUACGAGUGCCCCAAGACGGAGUACAAGACGGAGUGCUCCGCCGAGGAGCCUGCUGCUGCUGCUGCUGCUGCUGCGCCGCUCUGCAAGGGCAAGCACUGCAAAAUGCGCAGACUCAAGGCCGCCCCCACCUGCCGCACCGUCCCCUUCCAGGUCUCCAAGACUUGCUUCCGCGAAGUGCCGCAGCAGGAGCCCUACGGCUGCAGCAAAACGGAGUUCGAGGAAGUUUGCGAACAAGUCCCCUUCGAAGUCCCCGACACUUGCUUCCAGACCGUGCAGCAGCAGCGGCCCUACGCCUGCAGCAAGACGCAGCUGCGCCAGCAGUGCCGCAGCGUCCCCGUGCAGGUCCCCAGCAGCUGCAGCAGACAGGUGCCGCAGCAGCAAAGCUACCCCUGCCCCAAGGUCCAGCUGCAGCAGCAGUGCGAACAAGUGCCCGUCACCGUCAACAGCACCUGCAGCAGACCCAAGACCAUCCAAGUCCCCUACUCUUGUCCGGAGACUCAGUUCAAGGAGCAGUGCCGCAUGCAGCCGGUCUCCUACACCGACACUUGCAUGCGCGCCGUUGCUGCAGCGGAAGAGUACCCCUGCAGCAAAACGGUGCAGCAGAAGGAGUGCCACUUCGUGGACAAGACCUGCACCAAAAGUGUCCCCGUCCAAGUCCCCUACGACUGUCCCAAGCGGGAGUGCAAACAAGUCCCCUUCACCGUCGAAAAAACUUGCUUCCGCGACGUGCCGCAGCAGCAGCAGUACGACUGCAGCAAGACGCAGCUGCAGCAGCAGUGCGAGCAGCAGAACUUCACUGUCUCCAAAACCUGCUACAACGAAGUCCUCAAGCAGCAGCCCUACCCCUGCACCGAGACCAAGUACACCACCAAGUGCCGCCAGGUUCCUGCUGCUGCUGCUGCUGCGCCGCUGCUGCCCCUCGCGCUGCCCCAGUCCAAGGCUGCUGCUGCGCCCGUCCUCCCCGCUGCUGCUGUGCCUCUUGCUGCUGCUGCUUCCAAGGAGCCUGCUGCAGCAGAGGCCCUGCCCCUCGCCCUCUCCAAGGAGGCCCCCGCCCCCCUCGCCAUGGCCGUCUCCAAGGAGGCCCCCAUGAUGCUCUCCAAGGCCUAA
Eimeria tenella is the source of this 1838-nucleotide messenger RNA. RefSeq names its product GPI transamidase subunit PIG-U, putative. The annotation marks the transcript as partial. The record is from RefSeq and is a predicted model, not a curated record. NCBI's taxonomy places the organism in Eukaryota, Apicomplexa, Conoidasida, Eucoccidiorida, Eimeriidae. The transcript has a single exon.